CGCGGCGCCGUGUGGAUCAGUCUCGAUCCUUCUCCCGCCUUCCCCGCGCGGGCGGGGCGCCGGCCACCGACGACCACAUACCACCGCAAUAUAAGCCCGCCAUCGAUCCGCUCCCCAUCAUCCCGAGAUCCUCCUGGCAGUUGGUAAGCUCGCGGGCGCGUGGCAGCGGCAGCGUACGAGGUGAGGAGAGCGAGAGCGACGCGCUUCACAGCUUGGUGGGCGCCGAGAUGCUGGCGGUGUUCGACCGGGCGGUGGCGCCGAGCCCGGAGGGGCUGCGGCAGCCGGGCGCCGCCGGGGACGACAGUGCGGCGGGGCUCGCGGACCGGUUCAGGGAGGCGCGCCCCGAAGCUGUCACCGUCAACCUCGGCGGGUCCGGCGCCAUGGCGUACUCCUCCCACGGCCAGAGCCCCCUCCUUCCCAGGUUGUUUGGCGCAGUGGAUGACAUAUUCUGCAUGUUCCAGGGCACAAUUGAGAACGUUGCUGUCCUCAAGCAGCAAUAUGGAUUAAGUAAAGGCGCUAAUGAGGUCAACAUCAUCAUUGAGGCUUACAGGACGUUGAGGGACAGGGGUCCUUAUCCAGCUGAUCAAGUUGUGAGAGACAUAAGUGGAAAAUUUGCAUUUGUUCUUUAUGAUUGCACCACCAAGUCGGUCUUCAUGGCUGCCGAUGCCGAUGGUAACGUUCCAUUCUACUGGGGCGUGGACUCUGAUGGUCGUCUCGUGGUCUCUGACGACGGUGAAAUCGUGAAGAAGGCCUGCGGAAAAUCCUCUGCCCCAUUCCCUAAAGGCUUCUUCUUCACGACGUCCGGGGGGCUGAAGAGCUACGAGCACCCAAUGAACGAGGUGAAGCCGGUGCCGAGGGUGGACAGCAAGGGCGAGGUGUGCGGCACGACGUACACGGUGGACGCCAAGGCCAAGAAGGACGCCAGCAUCCCCAGGGUCGGCAGCGCCGCAGAUUGGUCUUCGCAAUACUAGAAAUUUACUAAUUAGUUAUCUAUCUGUGUGUGGAGAAGCUCAGGUGGCAGGUGCGGAGUUUGCCCUAGCCCGAUGUUCAUAUGUAAGCCAUCAGUCUUGUUCCAGCGUUUGUCUGAAUAAACUGCUCGUUCCCUGCCGCUGCUUAUAAAUCAUCCCGAGGUCUCUACUGUAAAGAUGAGCAUGACUUUCUGUACUGCCUUGCUGUAAGAACUUGAACGGAGAUGGGUAGCUGAUCCGUUGCAAAUGUUUCUGAACAA
Messenger RNA from Panicum hallii, 1228 nucleotides. RefSeq names its product stem-specific protein TSJT1-like. NCBI's taxonomy places the organism in Eukaryota, Viridiplantae, Streptophyta, Magnoliopsida, Poales, Poaceae. The transcript is spliced from 4 exons. The record is from RefSeq and is a predicted model, not a curated record. Bases 228 to 971 code for a protein of 247 amino acids.